Messenger RNA from Desarmillaria tabescens, 336 nucleotides. RefSeq lists its product as uncharacterized. The transcript has a single exon. NCBI's taxonomy places the organism in Eukaryota, Fungi, Basidiomycota, Agaricomycetes, Agaricales, Physalacriaceae. The annotation marks the transcript as partial. The record is from RefSeq and is a predicted model, not a curated record.
AUGCUCCAAUGCCGAGCAAUGCUUUUGCAUACAGGGUUAAAGGUUAAACGUAAGGCAUUUCCAUCUGUGGCAUCUCGUUUUGCAGAUGUGUCACCGGAAGCGGUUCAUAUUGUGCUCGAAUGUAUUUCCUGUGGUGAUUAUAAGAGUUCGUAUUCUCCAGAAGAGAAACGAGUGCUCACCCUUAUGAAUGAAGUGAGAGCAGUGACUUCUCAUGUUGCAGCCUCUUCUUCUUCGAAAUCUGGGAUGAGAAAUGAAAUCCGUGGUUUGAUGUUUGAAAAGGGCAUGCCUAGUUUCUAUAUCACUAUAAAUCCUGUGGAUGUGUUCAACCCAGUGGUU